AUGUCUUUCCGGCUCCCGUGUCACCUCGUCCUGAUCUUCUUGGCCGCCCUCGAGGGAGAAAGCAGGUACCUCGAGGUGAGGGACGCGGGCGAGAACGAGCCCUUCCUGCUCCUCGACGCCGAGCUGAAGAGGGAACUCUCCGACGGGCAGAUUUACCGCCGGGCGCUGCGAUGCCUUGACAUGCUGAGUAUAGAAGGACAAUUCACUUUCACUGCAGAACAGCCCCAACUACACUGUGCUACUUUCUUCAUAGGAGAGCCCGAAGAGUUACUCACCAUAGACUUUGACUUUGUCAACAUUGACUGUCAAGCAGGAGAUUUUCUGAAGGUAUUUGAUGGCUGGAUACUCAAAGGUGAGAAGUUUCCUAGUUCUUUGGAUCAUCCUCUCCCCACAUCAGAAAGAUAUACUGAUUUUUGCGAAGGUGACCAUGUAAGAAGAACCAUCAGGUCUUCACAGAAUGUCGCCAUGAUCUUCUUCAGAAUUCAUGUCCCCGGAAAUGGAUUCACAUUAACAAUAAAGAAAAAAAACAAUCUUUUCCCUUGCAAUGCCAUCUCUCAGACCCCUGCUGGAAGGUUUACCAUGGUCAUUCCUCAUCAGCACAGAAACUGCAGCUUUUCCAUAAUAUACCCAGUGGUAAUAAAAAUAUCUGAUCUGAUGCUGGGACAUUUGAAUGGCCUCCACGUAAAGAAGCCUUCUGCAGGUUGUGGGGUAACAGGAGACUUUGUGGAGCUGUUGGGAGGAAAUGGUUUAGAUCCCUCUAGAAUGUUCCCUGUAGCUGAUCUGUGCCACUCCUUCCAUGGCCCUGCUCAAAUGAAGAUCAGCUGUGACAACACUGUGCUACGAAUGAUCUCUAGUGGCAAGCAUAUCAAUCGUGUAACGUUUGAGUAUCAUCAGCUUGAGCAACAUGAACUGGCAAACAGGGAAGAAAACAGCCUUGAAGAAUUCUGUUUCUCCAGUGUAAGAGAAGCCAGACAAGUCACUCUUGCUUGUUAUUUACUGUUAAUGUUGACUUUAUGAAACCUUUCUAAUGUAUA
Gekko japonicus is the source of this 1034-nucleotide messenger RNA. RefSeq names its product corticotropin releasing hormone binding protein (gene CRHBP). NCBI's taxonomy places the organism in Eukaryota, Metazoa, Chordata, Lepidosauria, Squamata, Gekkonidae. The record is from RefSeq and is a predicted model, not a curated record. The transcript is spliced from 7 exons. Gene Ontology annotation, molecular function: corticotropin-releasing hormone binding. Gene Ontology annotation, biological process: hormone-mediated signaling pathway; negative regulation of corticotropin-releasing hormone receptor activity; negative regulation of corticotropin secretion. The coding region runs from base 1 to 1017 and encodes 338 amino acids.